CUCAGCCUCAACAGUGAUCUGAGUCUUCUUUUAGCUUCCUUUCGCCUGCCUUGCCUUGUUUCUGUUCAAGAACAGCUCUGUUUGGCCCCUAGAUUAGAGAAAGGCGCCUCCUCCCCCUCUCCCAAGAGAGUUUCUUCUAAGUGCUCAGAUAUGGGGAGUGGGGAACCUAAUACUGCUGGCAAGAAAAAGAAGUACCUCAAGGCGGCCCUGUAUGUGGGUGACUUGGCCCCUGAUGUCACAGAGGACAUGCUCUAUAAGAAGUUCAGACCUGCUGGCCCUCUACGCUUCACUAGAAUCUGCCGUGACCCGGUGACCCGCAAUCCCUUGGGUUAUGGGUAUGUUAACUUCCGCUUUCCUGCGGAUGCUGAGUGGGCCUUGAAUACAAUGAAUUUUGAUUUAAUUAAUGGUAAGCCAUUUCGCCUCAUGUGGUCACAGCCAGAUGACCGCUUAAGAAAGUCUGGAGUUGGAAAUAUAUUCAUCAAAAACUUGGAUAAAUCCAUAGACAAUAGGGCCCUGUUUUAUUUAUUUUCUGCUUUUGGGAACAUUCUUUCCUGUAAAAUUGUAUGUGAUGACAAUGGCUCCAAGGGUUAUGCCUAUGUCCACUUUGAUAGCCUUGCUGCUGCCAAUAGGGCUAUCUGGCACAUGAAUGGAGUCCGGCUCAACAACCGUCAAGUGUAUGUGGGCCGAUUCAAAUUUCCUGAAGAGAGAGCAGCUGAAAUCAGAACAAGGGAUAGAGCAACAUUUACCAAUGUUUUCGUGAAAAACUUUGGAGAUGACAUGAAUGAUGAAAAACUAAAGAAACUUUUCAGUGAAUAUGGUCCAACUGAGAGUGUUAAAGUAAUAAGAGAUGCCAGUGGAAAAUCUAAAGGCUUUGGAUUUGUAAGGUAUGGGACACAUGAAGCUGCCCAAAAAGCUGUGCUAGACCUGAAUGGCAAGUCAAUAGACGGGAAAGUCCUGUAUGUAGGGAGAGCACAGAAAAAAAUUGAACGCUUGGCUGAGUUAAGACGGAGAUUUGAAAGGCUGAAAUUAAAAGAAAAAAGUAGGCCUCCAGGAGUGCCCAUCUAUAUUAAGAACCUGGAUGAGACCAUCGAUGAUGAAAAACUGAAGAAAGAAUUUUCUUCGUUUGGAUCAAUUAGUCGAGCCAAAGUGAUGAUGGAAGUGGAACAAGGCAAAGGAUUUGGUGUUGUUUGCUUCUCUUCCUUUGAAGAGGCUACCAAAGCAGUAGAUGAGAUGAAUGGUCGUGUAGUAGGCUCUAAGCCACUAAAUGUCACUCUGGGCCAAGCAAGGGGCAGGUGGUGAGAACCACAAUGAUCAGUUUGUUUAGGCUUAGCUGUUACCUACUUAGCUUGAGCGCCUUUGUAGCAGGGGGUUAUUUCUGUCAAUUCACAGAUUAUUGUUUUGUUUUGAUUUGUUUUUUUUUUUGUGUGUAAAAACUUAUUUUGGCGAGUGUACAGAGAAUAUCUUUUUCGUUAUACUGAAGAACAUAAUUUUCAAAUAUAAAAUUGUCAGUUAUCUGAAUUUUUACAUAAUCUUUAUCCUUAGUAAAUUGUAGAAUAAAGGUUAUUCCUCUUAAUUUUUAUGAAUUGCAUAAGUGAUCCAGUUGAUUAUAUUCUUGUCUUCAUUUUAAUAAUACUAAUGCAAUUACUACCAUGAAAAUAUUAUUAGCAUUGUCCUUUUUUCUGAUUCUGGCAAAGUGAAAAGUCACCACUUGCUUUUUAGAGAAGUCACCAAAGGAGAGGGAAAUGCAUAUGAAACACUUAAAUUGAUAUAUAUUUUCAUUUUAAAUUAUGAAUAGUAUUUCUUAUUUAUUUGUAUUAUUUUUCUUUUAUAAAUAUAUUGGGAGCAUUCUACUGAUUUGUAAGUGUCUUUGAAGAAGUAUUAGAAAUUGCUUUUAUUAAUGUCAUGCUCUUGCUUUGCAUUUGGUGCUUUUAGAAAACUGUUGCAUUAAUAAAUGUCUAUUCAAAAUCUGAUGGUGACUUAAAAAUAUUUUCCAGGAUAUUUAAUAUUUGAUGAUAUUCUAAGAACCAUCCUUAAUAGCUGUUUUUCUAAAUGUAUAUAAUUCAUACCUACAGGUAGACUAUGUUAAAAUAGAAAGAUUAUUUAAUAUUGCACUAACUUUUUUUUACCUUUAAAAAUUUUAUACACUGCUGCUGAAAAAUUAAUGACCUGUUGUUUAUUGUUAACCUUGAUUAUAUCCAUGUGCAAAGAUUGAUAGUUGUGUCAUUAAGGAAGAAAUUUUUCUUUGAAUAAGUCAUAAUUCUCCAUCCAUUAUGUAAGCAUUAUUAACUCCCAAAGAUUAUCCUUUGCUCCUUCAAAUAGUUUAAAACAAAACGUGCUGUUUAAGCAUUAGGGACAAAAAAAUUGUUUUGCAGCUUCUUCAUGUGCAAUAUAAUUUCCAAAAUACAAAUUCUCCAUGUUUCAUUGCAAUAACCUCUUCUCCUAACUUUAAUCUUUUAAUUUUAAUUCUUAACAUCAGAAUAAGCAUCUUUGAAAAUUAGAAAACCAAUCAAAUUGUAUGAAACUUAAAUAACUUUCUUACAAUAUAUAAUUCACUCAUAAGAUAGAUCCAGUCACAGGAACAUGUUUGAUAUCUCUUUU
Myodes glareolus (Bank vole) is the source of this 2598-nucleotide messenger RNA. RefSeq names its product poly(A) binding protein cytoplasmic 5 (gene Pabpc5). Lineage: Eukaryota; Metazoa; Chordata; Mammalia; Rodentia; Cricetidae. The record is from RefSeq and is a predicted model, not a curated record. Gene Ontology annotation, molecular function: RNA binding.